AUGCGCACCUUCCAUACCGCCUUCCUCUCCACGCUGCUUGUGGCAAUGUCGCAUGUGGUCCAGUCUCAAGACUGUGACCUUGUCGACCAGCAAGCAUGCUGCUACGUCGAAGCUGAUGGCGGUAGUGACACCUCCUAUUGCUGCAACGGCUCUAUCGUGGGCAACCCAGGCAACUCCGGCGCAUCGGCUCUCAACGAUCUUACUUGCUGUCAAGAUGACGGACGCACGGGAAUAAGUGUCGGCUUCGAUAUCACGACCUGUCGAGCUGGCUCUGCCACACCUCUGACCGCGAAAGGAACCGCGGCAAGCACUGUUGCAGACGUCAUCAAGAGUAUCAGCGCUUCGAGAAGUGCUAGCAGGGAGUCAUUGUAUAGCUCGGCAUCUGUCUCAAGAGCAAGUGCUGCUGCUGCCUCGGCGUCGGUGACAAGCACUGGGGGAUCUGGUACUAUGAGCUCGUCGAGUGGAUUGACCGAGUCAUCUUCCAGCAGCGUAUCGAGGUCCGGAUCUGGAUCGUCUUCCUCGGCUGUCGCAGCUAGUACGACUUCUUCAUCUGGUUCAGCGGCAGCUGUGAGUUCCUCUCCAACAAGCACCGGCGGUGUUGCCAUGAUGACCAUGGAUGCCUUGAAUGCCGCAAUGGCUGGUGGACUCGCCCUCUUCGCAGCUGUGUUGUAG
Molecule: messenger RNA, 672 nt
Organism: Aureobasidium uvarum
Lineage: Eukaryota; Fungi; Ascomycota; Dothideomycetes; Dothideales; Saccotheciaceae
Source: the annotation of a GenBank genome assembly